This is a messenger RNA of Equus quagga, 3019 nucleotides long. It is a transcript of the gene DDX54, whose product is annotated as DEAD-box helicase 54. Lineage: Eukaryota; Metazoa; Chordata; Mammalia; Perissodactyla; Equidae. The coding region runs from base 1 to 2643 and encodes 880 amino acids. The record is from RefSeq and is a predicted model, not a curated record. The transcript is spliced from 20 exons. Gene Ontology annotation, cellular component: nucleus. Gene Ontology annotation, molecular function: RNA binding; ATP binding; RNA helicase activity.
AUGGCGGCGGGCACGCACCCGGCGGCCGGCCCUCGGUCCCGCGCGGCCAUGGCCCAGCGGCGGAAGAAGAAGGGGCUCCGCAAGCGCCGGGGCGCGGCCCCCCAGGCCCGCAGCAGCGACUCGGAGGACGGCGAGUUUGAGAUCCAGGCGGAGGAUGACGCGCGGGCCCAGAAGCUAGGACCCGGCAGACCCCUGCCCACCUUCCCCACGUCAGAAUGCACCUCCGACGUGGAGCCGGACACGCGGGAGAUGGUGCGAGCCCAGAAUAAGAAGAAGAAGAAGUCGGGAGGCUUCCAGUCCAUGGGCCUGAGCUACCCGGUGUUCAGAGGCGUCAUGAAGAAGGGCUACAAGGUGCCGACCCCCAUCCAGAGGAAGACCAUCCCUGUGAUCCUGGAUGGCAAGGACGUGGUGGCCAUGGCCCGGACGGGCAGUGGCAAGACGGCCUGCUUUCUCAUCCCCAUGUUCGAGCGGCUCAAGACACACAGUGCCCAGACCGGGGCCCGCGCCCUUGUCCUCUCGCCCACCCGAGAGCUAGCUCUGCAGACCAUGAAGUUCACCAAGGAGCUGGGCAAGUUCACGGGCCUCAAGACUGCCCUGAUCCUGGGCGGAGACAAAAUGGAAGACCAAUUUGCGGCCCUGCAUGAAAAUCCUGACAUAAUCAUUGCUACCCCAGGACGCCUGGUGCAUGUGGCCGUGGAGAUGAGCCUGAAGCUGCAGAGUGUGGAGUACGUGGUGUUUGACGAGGCCGACAGGCUCUUUGAGAUGGGGUUUGCAGAGCAGCUGCAGGAAAUCAUCGGCCGCCUCCCUGGGGGCCACCAGACAGUUCUGUUCUCCGCCACGCUGCCCAAGCUGCUGGUGGAGUUCGCCCAGGCGGGCCUCACGGAGCCCGUGCUCAUCCGGCUCGAUGUGGACGCCAAGCUCAACGAGCAGCUCAAGACCUCCUUCUUGCUGGUGCGCGAGGACGCCAAGGCCGCUGUGCUGCUGCACCUGCUGCGCACCGCGGUGCGGCCCCAGGACCAGACGGUGGUGUUUGUGGCCACGAAGCACCACGCCGAGUACCUCAGCGAGCUGCUGACGACCCAGCGGGUGAGCUGUGCCCACAUCUACUCCGCCCUGGACCAGACAGCCCGCAAGAUCAACCUGGCCAAGUUCACGCACGGCAAGUGCUCUGCCCUCAUCGUGACCGACCUGGCGGCCCGGGGCCUGGACAUCCCGCUGCUGGACAACGUCAUCAACUACAGCUUCCCCGCCAAGGGCAAGCUCUUCCUGCACCGCGUGGGCCGCGUGGCCCGGGCUGGCCGAAGUGGUACGGCCUACUCCUUGGUGGCCCCGGACGAGGUCCCCUACCUGCUGGACCUUCACCUGUUCCUGGGCCGCACCCUCACCCUCGCCUGCCCCCACGAGGAGCCCUCAGGUGCGGUCGGUGGGGAUGGUGUGCUGGGCCGGGUGCCACAGAGCGUGGUGGACGACGAAGACUGCAGCCUGCGGAACACCCUGGAGGCAUCGCUGGAGCUGCGGGGCCUGGGCCGCGUGGCCGACAACGCCCAGCAGCAGUACGUGCGCUCGCGGCCGGCGCCCUCGCCGGAGUCGAUCAAGAGGGCCAAGGAGCUGGACCUCGCGGGGCUGGGCCUGCACCCCCUCUUCAGCUCGCGCUUCGAAGAGAAGGAGCUGCAGCGGCUGAGGCUGGUAGACAGCAUCAAGAGCUACCGCGCACGGGCGACCAUCUUUGAGAUCAACGCCUCUAGCCGGGACCUGAGCAGCCAGGUGAUGCGUGCCAAGCGGCAGAAGGACUGCAAGGCCAUCGCCCGCUUCCAGCAGGGGCGGCAGGAGCGGCAGGAAAGCCUGGCCAGCGCAGCCUCAAGCUGCCCGCCACCACAGGGCGAGCCGCCUAAGGAGGAGGAGGAGGCAGAGGCAGGAGACAGCGUGGAGGAUGUCUUCACAGAGGUCGUGGGCCGGAAGCGGCAGCAGUCGGCUGCUGACCCUGCCCGAGGGGCCAAGAGGCGGAGGGAGGAGGCCCGGCAGCGGGACCAGGCAUUCUACGUCCCCUACCGGCCCAAGGACUUUGACAGCGAGCGGGGCCUGAGCGUCAGUGGCGACCGGGGGGCCUUUGAGCAGCAGGCGGCCAGCGCUGUCCUGGACCUGAUGGGGGACGAAGCCCAGAACCUGACCAGGGGCCGGCAGCAGCUCAAGUGGGACCGGAAGAAGAAGCGGUUUGUGGGACAGUCGGGACAAGAGGACAAGAAGAAGAUCAAGACUGAGAGUGGCCGCUACAUCAGCAGCUCCUACAAGCGGGACCUCUACCAGAAGUGGAAACAGAAACAGAAAAUCGAUGAUCGUGACUCGGAGGAGGAAGGGGCGCCCGACCGGCAGGGCCCAGAGCGAAGAGGUGGGAAGCGGGGCCGAGGCCAAGGUCCACCCCGGCCCCGCCCCUCCAGUGCCCCCGCGGGCCGCGUACGCUCCGAGCUCAAGAGCAAGCAGCAGAUCUUGAAGCAGCGGCGCCGAGCCCAGAAGCUGCGCUUCCUGCAGCGCGGGGGCCUCAAGCAGCUCUCCGCCCGCAACCAGCGCCGUGUCCGGGAACUGCAGCAGGCCGCCUUCGGCCGGGGCGCCCCCUCCAAGAAGGGCAAGAUGCGGAAGAGGAUGUGAGGAGGGUGACCCAGCCCCGCGGCUCCUCGCUUGGCCCAAGUGCGGACAUCAGCACCUGUUCCGUGGGCAGCACUGUGUGCCGGCCCUAUCCCGGGCACCGGGGGAGCUGCCUGCAGCAGCCGUCCUUGGAAAGGAGUGCUGGACGGCCACAGAGGGACAGCAGCUGCCUCUGCCCAAGACAGAGACAUCUGAGCAGGGUGUUGAAGGGUGCAUAGGAGUUCGCCAGCAAGGCCAGGCAGGCCAAGACCUGAGUGGGCAGGUCAGCUGCUGCUGCUCUCAUGUGUUCUGAGUUCAGAGGUCAUGGCCACACGGGUCUGAACCCCGAGUGCCUGAGGCCCAGUGAUGUAUUUUUAAUGUGAUAAACCUUUAUUGAGCA